AUGUUUAUUGUGUUUCUUCUUAUUCUUGACAUCCAUACAACACAUUGUCAAACAACAACAACAACAACAACAACAACAGCAGGACCUAAUCUCGUUUAUGGUUGUUCUUUUUUAAAUUCUACAUAUUUAACUAGCGCUGCAGUUUCUGAUCAAUUUGAAUUUCCUAAUCGUACAUCAAUUAUACUUACAGCUAGUUACGCAUCACCAACGUCAUCAUUAUCAAUAUCAACAUUUGAACUAGGCCUUAUUUAUACAUUUGGGGCAUCAAAUCCUCUUGUACCAUUUCCCGUUCUUCUUAAUUGUACAUCUAUUGUUCGUUCUUGCCAAUUGACAAUAAUGGCGGGCAGUACGUCGAUAUCACGGGAUGCGGAACCUAUACGUGUACAAUUAACACAAUUCAAUUAUACAUCAACAUUGAUUUCACCGAAUCAAAUGGGUUUAUAUUUGAAAGAAGGCCUUUAUCAACUAAGUGAUUGUUUAUUAAAUGAUGGACAAUUGAUCACUGAGCAAAAUACAACAUUUUAUAUUCGAAUAAAAUAUGAAAAGUCCGCUGGUAGUUCCUGUAAUCCAUCGAGUGAUACUUGUGGGUCACCUUCUCUUACAAGUUGUUCAUCAUUAUCAGCAACAUGUACGUGUCUUUCAACAAGCUCUCUCGUUUCAUAUACGAAUUUAUCUUUAUGCACCGAUACAAUGACUUCAAGUAAUUGUAGUAUAUUUCCAACACGUUGUGUAACAUUGUGUCAUUCAACAACAAAUACUUUGUGUAUUUGUCCAAUGGAUACAUUAAAAAUUCAAAGAAAUAAUUUAUAUGUUUGUGAAUUGCCUGUAAAUUCAUUUAAUUGCUCUAGCAACGAUAAUAUACGUCGUUGUCCACUAGGACAAGCUUGUUUAAAUGGUCAAUGUAGCGAUGAUAUAUUAACAACAACUAUGAAAACAAAUAUUUCCGAUGCUUCAAAUGAUCAAACUCUUCGUAUAGUACUUGGUGUUCUUGUUGGUCUAUUUGGUACAUCUCUUAUUAUUGCUAUAGGAGUAUUUUGUUGGUUACGUCAAAGACAAAAACGACAUCGAAUGAAAACAGAAAAAUCACUAACACCAACAUCAUCUUCGUCGACAUCAUCACUUUAUAUUUCACCGAUUCAACAACAAGACUAUCCUUCAAAUGAUACAAUCUAUCAAUUACCUUUAGAUAACAAUAGUUAUAGAAGAAUUUCAUCAAUUUAUCGAACAGAUUCAUUUCGCCAAGCUGUAAUUUCAGGUCAUAAACGAACGAACCAAACUAUUGAACAUAUAUCAGCAAAAAGAGAUAGUUUUAUUGAAAGAUCAUCGCAUCAUAAAGAAGAUAUAGGAUCGCCUAUUUACAGUACAUUAGACUAUGUUGUUCCAUCACAAAGCAGAAAAUAUCGAAAUUCGAACAAGACGAAUAAUGAUGUAUAUCAAGUGAUUAAUACAUCAUCGUCAACAGCAACUCUUACUCAUGCUGUAUAA
Molecule: messenger RNA, 1485 nt
Organism: Rotaria socialis
Lineage: Eukaryota; Metazoa; Rotifera; Eurotatoria; Philodinida; Philodinidae
Source: the annotation of a GenBank genome assembly